Molecule: messenger RNA, 1279 nt
Organism: Herpailurus yagouaroundi (jaguarundi)
Lineage: Eukaryota; Metazoa; Chordata; Mammalia; Carnivora; Felidae
Product: proteasome maturation protein-like
Exons: 1
Coding region: 737-1165 (142 amino acids)
Biological process (GO): proteasome assembly
Cellular component (GO): cytoplasm; nucleus
Source: RefSeq, a predicted model, not a curated record
CUUCCCUUCUUCUUUUUGUUACACACUCCUUCUGCCCCUGUCUUGGUGGCUUCCUUGCAUUCCAAGCCUUGGAUCCAUACCUGGCUCUCUUUCUGCCUGAGAUCCCUCUGUGGAUGCUCUCCUGAAAUGUCACUUCAUCAGAAAGGCCUUCUUAGUACAUUAUACAAGACAGCACCCUUUCUAACACUCUCUACUCCCUUUACUCUGGUAAAUUUUUCUCCAGAGGACAUAUAAUUACUAGUUAUUUGUUUCUUUGUGUAUUACCUGCUCCCCAAGUAGAAUGAGAUCCAACCAGGUAGGCAUUUCUUCUGAUUCUAUUUCCCACUACAUCCUUGCACCUAGAAUUAUGCCUGGCACAAGGUGGAGAUUCACUGACUUUUUGCUAUGUGGUAAAUUAACUGUAAAUUAAUGACAAAUAUUAGAGAAUAUUGCAAUUUUUUCUCUAGGCCCAACAGCUUCAUAUUAUCUGAUUGUCAGGAGGUGAUGAAUGGCUCCUCAUUAAGGAAAAAAAGAUGUUACAUGAGAACCUAGUUCAUGCAUGGGUACCUUGGAGCUCAGAAGUAGCUUACUCAAUGUUCUUAAUCAAAUGCUUACAAAUUAAUGCAUUUUAUACAUUCACAAUAUUUGAAGCAAUAUAAGUUCUUAUUUAGGGUAUUGUUACUCAGGAAACAGAAGUGAGCAGUGGGGCCGGCUGAGGGUAACGGGGCUGAGAGGCUGUUCACUGAGCAAGUUGAACAUGAAUGCCAGAGGGCUUGGAUCUCAGCUAGAGGACAGCAUUCCAGUUGCUGAACUUUCAGCAAGUGGACCUUUUGAAAGCCAUGCUCUUCUUCAAAAAGGUCUUCCUUGUGUGAAAAAUGAACUUUUGCCUAGUCAUCCUCUUGAAUUAUCAGGAAAAAAAAAAUUCCAGCUCAACCAAGAUAAAAUGAAUUUUUCCACACUGAGAAAAAUCCAGGGUCUGUUUGCUCCACUCAAAUUACAAGUGGGAUUCAAGGCAGUGCAUCAGGUUCAGCGUCUUCCAUUUCCUCCAAGCUCAAACCUUUCACGGGGUAUUUUGAGGGGUCAUGAUGAGACUCUUGCAUUUGAGGAUAUUCCUAAUGACCCGUCACAAAGUGAACUAAUGGGAGAACCACCCUUGAUGGUGGAAUAUAAACUGGGUUUACUGUAAUCUGUUGUGAUGAUGUUCAUGAAAAUAGAGGGGCUGCAUCUUGUUUACAGUCCUCUUUUUACUAUAAUUUGAUGUACACCACAUUAAAAGUACUGACACAUGAGAAUUCUUGCC